ACCGUCCCGUCGAGUGAUCCCAAUCAGCCCGCAAGAUGACCAUCAACACCCUGGCUAAAGGAGGCUGGCACCGGGAGCAAAUGACAUGCUUUCGAAAGAUGGAGAAAGUGAUUGUGGCCAUGCAGGACCCAGACAUGGGCAUGAAAAUGAGAAACCAGAGGCUCCUCAUCACUGUCAUUCCACACGCCAUGACAGGCCGUGACAUCAUCGACUGGUUGAUCCAGAAAUACAAUAUGUGCGAGGAGGAGGCUCUGCACCUCAGUGGCAUGCUGGUGAAAUACGGGUAUAUUUACCCUCUCAAGGAGCCCAGAUCUCUAGUGUUAAGGCCUGAUGAGUCACCCUACCGCUUCCAGACUCCUUACUUCUGGACUAGUACUCGGUGGCCUGCCUCAGAGCUGGACUAUGCAAUCUAUUUGGCUAAAAAGAACAUAAGGAAACAAGGAGAACUGAUGGAAUAUGAAAAGGAGAGGUACAGUGUGUUACACAAGAGGAUAAACCAUACCUGGGACUUUGUGGUGAUGCAAGCCAGAGAGCAACUCAGAGCGUCCAAACAGAGGAGGAAGGCCGACCGCAUUGUUCUAGAGUGUCAGGAGCAGGCGUACUGGCUCAUCAACAGACCCCCGCCUGGGGCACAUAAUGUGUUGGACAUGGGUCUGGAGAGACCAAAUAACUUCAGCGCACGAGUAACACUGAACAGUGAAUACUACAAAAAUGAGAUUGAUACCUGUAGAAGGGCCCUCGGAAGAAACCGUGUAAAGUCAUCCAUCUGCCUCGAAGGUUUUGUGAAAUACAGCGAGCAGUACCAGAACCAUGACCCCAUUAUGCAAGGCUGCCUUCCCAGUAACCCCUGGAUCUCUGACGACACCGCACACUGGUCGAUGAAUUCAGAAAUGGUACCUACACCGACACGUCUACGAGUGGAGCGUUGGAGCUUCAGCUUCAUGGAGCUUCUAAAUGACCAAAUGGGGAGGCGGGAGUUCAUGACCUACCUGGAGAAAGAGUUUAGUGCGGAGAACCUGUGUUUCUGGGUGGCCUGUGAGGAGAUAAGGCAUGGAGAAAGUUCCAGGAUCAUAGAGAAGGUGGAAGAAAUCUACAAAAACUUCCUGGCUCCAGGAGCGGCCCGUUGGGUCAACAUCGACAGUAAGACGAUGGAUAAAACUCUCGAUGGGAUCAGACACCCGCAUCGUUUUGUCAUGGACGACGCACAAAUGCACAUCUACUUUCUCAUGAAGAAGGACUCUUACCCAAGAUAUCUUAAGUCUGACCUUUACAAGAACAUGCUGGCCAAAGGUAUUGUCCCCCAGGAGACAAAGAAAAGUGUGUUCCCCUUCAUGAGACGCCAGCGGCACUCCAGCCCCUCCCCUGCUCAGACUGCGACCCAGGUGACGGAGGAGGACGGGAAGGGGGCGGGGCAAGCAGGUACCAACUCUGCAGCCGGCUCCCAUGCCUGAUACGGGGCAAUCUCAGUCACUCAAGGAGCUCUCCUCUCCGCUUUUUCUUUCAAGUCAAACUGCAGCAGCAACAUUCACAGAGAUAGGAUUUCAACGUUAGAGCUUCCUCUCAGAGCGCAGGUGUUAAUGCGUGCCUCAGCAGCAUCACAUCUUAUUCCCAGUGCACAGGCAGUGAACAGCAAAAGGUUUAAGUGCUGCUGUUAGCGCCUUCACUGCCGCCUAGUCAUCCUGCAUCCCAUCUCAGUCCAGAAAGUCAGUCCUGUUGUUCUUGAUACUGAUUCCUAAUACUAAAAGUCUUCCUUUCUCCAUCAAGAGCUUUAAUAUAGAGUCUGCUCUGUCUCUCAUAAGCAGGUUUAGGCAAAAUGAUUGUUUAAAGAGAUGUAAAAUAUGUAUUUAGUCAGAACUUCGCCUCAGCAUGUUUGUGAUUAUCGUACAGUUGUUGCUUGUUUUGUUCAUUCCAUGCCGGAGCUUCACAUUGUCAUGGUUGUCGCUGUUAAUUUUGCUUGAGCAUGUUUUCAUCCUAAUAAAAUGUCACAACAGCAUUCAGUGUUGUGUUGUGCUCUCAGCUCAGCAUGCAGUGGUGAACUGUGA
This is a messenger RNA of Centropristis striata (black sea bass), 2042 nucleotides long. RefSeq names its product regulator of G protein signaling 11 (gene rgs11). Lineage: Eukaryota; Metazoa; Chordata; Actinopteri; Perciformes; Serranidae. The coding region runs from base 36 to 1451 and encodes 471 amino acids. Gene Ontology annotation, biological process: G protein-coupled receptor signaling pathway; regulation of G protein-coupled receptor signaling pathway; intracellular signal transduction. The transcript is spliced from 17 exons. The record is from RefSeq and is a predicted model, not a curated record.